Messenger RNA from Diospyros lotus (date-plum), 904 nucleotides. RefSeq lists its product as uncharacterized. The record is from RefSeq and is a predicted model, not a curated record. Bases 211 to 822 code for a protein of 203 amino acids. Lineage: Eukaryota; Viridiplantae; Streptophyta; Magnoliopsida; Ericales; Ebenaceae. Gene Ontology annotation, cellular component: mitochondrion. The transcript is spliced from 3 exons.
CUUUUAUUAUUUUCUUCUUUCCUACAACGAACACUAUUCCUAUUUGCAAAAAUUGAGGCCAAAAAAGGGUAAACUAGAAAGUUCACUGUUUUCUUCAUCCCACUGGUGCUGCGAUAUAAUAACAACUUAUACAGAGUUGAGACAAGACUCUCUCGUCUGAAAUUGGAAGCAUGUUUGGAUAGACGGAAAGUAUCCAGGAAAAUAUUAAGAAUGGCCACAGGUCUGCUAGCCCCUUGCCACCAUUUGAACAACAAGACUGUAUUCGGUGCAACUUUUCUGAGUAGUGGCCGAUGCAACAAUUUCUGCGGCUGUGCUUCAGCUCCUCCUCCUUCCUCAAAGCCCAAGUUGAAAAGCUUCACAGUCAGAGCAAUUAAAGAGAAAGCAGAGGAAAUUAAGGCCCCAUCUCCGUCUCCGUCUUCUGCAGAAGAAAUAACCAAAAAGUAUGGCCUAGAAGCUGGUCUUUGGAAGAUUUUCAGCUCUAAAGAGAAAGGAAAGGAAGAGGACAGUGGAAAGAAAUCAAAGGGGGAUCAAGCAAAAGAGCUCUUGGCCAAAUAUGGAGGAGCAUAUCUGGCAACCUCCAUUACUCUGUCCUUGAUCUCCUUCGGCCUCUGCUAUGCCCUGAUCAGUGCCGGUGUCGAUGUCCAAACUCUGUUACAGAAGGUAGGAAUCUCCACGAAUGAGACCGGGGAGAAAGUUGGAACUUUUGCAUUAGCAUACGCAGCUCACAAGGCUGCAUCUCCAAUAAGAUUUCCUCCUACGGUGGCUCUCACCCCCAUUGUUGCUAGUUGGAUUGGGAAGAAAGUUGAAGGAGACAAGAAAUAGUUUGUAUCAGCAUGUAAUGUUCCCUUAUUCGCUCUGAUUGCAAACAAUUUUAACCAGAGUUAAUUACAUGAUAUUUGCCACC